AGCUCUGACGUGGGAGAAGGCUAUAAAUGUUUGACUGGUAUUACUUCUCUCAUACACAUUUGGUCAUAGAAGAGUGAAGAUGAAGGGCUAUAUUUUGCUGGGUUUAAUAUUUCUGCUCCCUGUCACAGUUAUUGGACAAUAUACGUCACCAGAUUUGACAUUGUGUGUAGGAAUAAAGGACUUUGAAGUGUGCAGGACACAUUUACCACCUAAAUGCAGUGACAAGAGCAAAUGCUACUGUAAGGACAAUAAAGCAUUUUGUAGGUGUAACAACUACAUAAACACGUGGUACAUAGGGGAAAAUUGCGACUUUGAGUGGACCAUCUUGACUUUCGCCCUGGUAGCAACUCUACCAGGAUUGGCCCUGGCUGCUAUUGUUGGUGUGACGGUCCAGUGUGUCCAUUACUCAAGGAAACCAGCUGAGAAACAAAAGGAUCGGACAGUGGGUUACACAAAUAAUGCAAUGUCACCAACAACAUAUGAUAGAAAUAACCAAGAUGACAUGUUCACCAACACUGUGUUUGCCUCAGACAUGCCGAAUCGGCCAAAGCCCUCCAGUAUUCAGCCCACCCAGGAGAGGUUUCCCAUGGCCAACUUACCCAACAGCCCUUACAGCCCCCAACCAAACGGCAUGCGGCCCACUUUAGAUAGAUCAUCUUUGACAAACCUUACAAGCCAGCCGUACAGCCCUUCACCAAACAGUAUUCGACCCUCUUUAGAUAGAUCGUCUUUGGCCUAUCCUCCAAGCCAGCCAUACAACUAUGCUACAGGUAUGACACAGCCCCUGGGUAACCCCUAUCCCAAGUCUCCAUCGCCAAGAAACCCGUAUGAAGACAGAGCGCCACCUCCAGACCGUUAUGACGACCAGCAUAUGAGACCAACACAGCCCCCACCUGGAUACAACGGCAUGAUGAGAGAAGGCAUGUCUGGGUAUCCUGUGCCCAGUUCACCUGCUCCCCUCUACUCAGCUGCGGAGUACAACCCCAGGUCCCAGUUUCCCCGAGCCCAGAUGGGGAGACUCUACUGAGGACAAACAGAGGGACCCUGGACUGAACUUGGAAGGAAGUGGAGCUCCACCAAUUUCACUAUUACAAUGACCAAAAUAGAAUUCAUAUCUAAUUUCAAUUUUCAUUUAACAUAGUAAACACUUUAAAUUUAAAGGCAAUGUUCCCACAUUCACAGAAAAAUUACCUUUAAAUGUUAAUCGCGCAAUAAGAUGGAUCUUCUGUGCUACGGAUUUAAUCUAGGCCUUAGUAACAGGUUUGGGGUCAAUUCCAAUUUCAUUUGAAAUUCCAAUUCAAUUCUUGAAUUCACUCAUGAAGUGGAGAAUUUACAUUGAAUUCAAUUCCAAUUUCAACAAUCUUCAAGUUAUGGAAUUUAACUGUUUGAGUAGGAAUUGUAAAAUAAAAACAAAUCUUUGGAA
This is a messenger RNA of Oncorhynchus gorbuscha (pink salmon), 1423 nucleotides long. RefSeq lists its product as uncharacterized. The transcript has 9 exons. The record is from RefSeq and is a predicted model, not a curated record. Bases 80 to 1027 code for a protein of 315 amino acids. NCBI's taxonomy places the organism in Eukaryota, Metazoa, Chordata, Actinopteri, Salmoniformes, Salmonidae.